Messenger RNA from Pecten maximus, 1294 nucleotides. RefSeq lists its product as uncharacterized. NCBI's taxonomy places the organism in Eukaryota, Metazoa, Mollusca, Bivalvia, Pectinida, Pectinidae. Bases 109 to 801 code for a protein of 230 amino acids. The record is from RefSeq and is a predicted model, not a curated record. The transcript has 3 exons.
GACCAGACUACUUAACACCCUGACGUCUCGGUAACCUGUGGUAGAGCUCCCCAAACCUGCUUUCUAGGUACAGCUAGCAUCGGGGAAUCGGAAGUCUUCAAUAACAUCAUGAACAUCGCGCUAAGCUCCCUGGUUCUUGUGGCCUUGGUUGACCAAGGAAUGUCUACCUGUACCUACUUGCAGGGACGCCGUGAAAACACAGCGUUCGGCCGGACCCGGUACCUAUGUGACUUCCCCAUCAACAGCAACGGAAGCCGGGCAUCCAUCACCUUCGAAUUCGGCUCCAAGUUCUCUACCUCAGACUGUACUGAAUGCGAAUGUACAGCUGAUGGAAUGCGCUGUUGUGGUUUCGGCAUAAAUUCUGGGACUCCCCUUUACGCCCCUGAUGGUUGUCACGUGGUUGCUGAUGGAUGUAAGGCCCGGGUGGUUUAUAAGUCAGAUAACCGGACAGACUGCUACUCACAGGGCUACGGAUUCAAUCGUCGACCGAUGAACCCUUUCGCCGGGCAAUUCGACCAAUACGGGAUGUUUGGAAUGGGUGGGCCCGGUAUCAUGGGGCAACGCCGGGGACAAGCAAACGGCGGAGAGAUGGAAUCUGAGGGCAUUCUUCCCAUGCUACUGCCGUUACUGAUGGGAGCCAAUGGUGAGGGGGGAAUGUUCGGACUUGGAGCUCCACCCAGCGGAGAGGGCGGUAGAGCCCGGACAGGAGCUCGAUCACCAACGGAUCCUGUACAAGGCGGCAUGUCCGGUCUUCCGCCAUUGUUCCGCAUGAUGCUCUUGUCCAGUAUGUUUUCAAGCUAGACUUUUCUAACAAGUUCUUACUGAGGACAAUUUUGGGCUUUAGGGUCGAGUCACGAGUCCUAGUCACGUGAUUUCACAAUAAACACGCAUACCCAUGUCCCGAUUUGUCAAACAUGUUUAUGAAGAAAAAAAAAUGUCGUUUUCAUACUAAACGUGAAUCGAAACACGCAAUGUAUUGUUGUCUCUACACAGUGUAAUUAUUGUAGCAAGUAUGAUCGGGUAUUAUAUACUCAAGUGUUCAUAUGUCCGGUAAAGUCUUUCUGAAUGCAAAGUAAACUCGUCGAUAAUUUAGUUUUGAGCCGGCAUUCCUAAGGUGACAUUCCUAAGGGGCCCAUUCCUAAGCUGACAAUUAUGUUGGUUAGGCUGUGGCUAAGGUGACCAUAUUUACAGUUUCUAGUUUUUGUAUAUUUUUAAUCGCAAUGAAAAAAUUACUAUAAGUGUCCAUGAUCUGUAACAUGAUGUUUAUGAAUAAAAUACAUCUGUUGAAUUGUAA